AUGGCUACAAAAAGUACCGAGCAAUAUGUCAACAUUCGGGAAGUCCCUGGCAGGGGCGAAGGUGUCUUUGCGAAGCGCAAUUUGACCCCAGCUGACAGGAUUUAUGCUGGCUCGCGCACUCCAGAAGAUGCAUGGUCUUUCUUUGGUCAGUAUCGGGACGCAGAUCUCAAGAUAUGUUCCGAUUGCAAGGUGGCACGCUUUUGUGGUGAACAAUGUCAAAGACAGGCAUGGAAGAAAUACCACAAGUAUGAGUGCAAAAUUUUCGUCAAGUUAUAUCCCAAGAUCUUGCCUGAAAGUGUAAGAGCUAUCGUUCGUCUAGCGCUACAGCACAAGCACGACCUGCUCCCUCAAGGUACUUGGCUAGCCACUCUACGUCUCGUAUCUCAUUACAAAGAGUUCGAGAGGGCAGAGGGCAAUGACCUAAUGAACCUCAUGCUAAUGGCAAAAGCGGCUGCUGAAUAUUCGAAAGCUGCAGAUGAGAAUACAUUCUUACUUCUCCUUUGCAUUCUCAAGACUAAUGCAAUCACUUUACAAACAGCUUACAACGAUCCGAUAGGACUCCUCCUAGAUCCUUUCCUUGCGACCAUGAAUCACAGUUGCGAUGCUAACGUCUAUCUCCAUCGGCCGACCUACACGAACAAUACUGGGUGGCUGCAACGAAAGCAAACAGCUCAAGUGGCGCUCGAAAUCAUGCCAUUACGCAACAUCGUGGAAGGAGAAGAGCUGACCAUUUCCUACAUCGACUUCCAGAGACAUGUAUCCGAACGUCAAUCCGAGCUACAGAAGAACUACUUCUUCACUUGCACCUGCGCGAAAUGUGUCUCAGACAUAUCAGUCGACACACAGCUACGAGAAUCCGAUCCCAAAUUUGCGAGUCUACAAGCUCACUGGCGUGCUCGAGCUAACGAGCACAUUAAGAAGUCAACGAACACGUUCCUGGCUCCUGAACCACUCUCGAAAACAACCAGUACUCUGACAGACAUCGCAAAUGCCAUGGAGAAGCACCCCAAUUUCUCGCCCACAAUAGAUCCCUACAAUAGAGUGAUACAAGAGUUGAAACUCCUAUACAUGUCCGAAAGUAAAGCUUGCGACUUGGCUCUAACCCACGCCCUCAAACAACAUCUCAUCAUCGGUCCGCAACUCUACAGCAGUCCCAUCCACCCAACUCGCAUCGUGAACGCAUUAUACGUCCUACACAUUCUCGCUCUACUAGACGAAACUUUCCAACCAAACCACGAUCACGGACUAGCCAUCGAACGCCAGCGAAAGGAAGUUGAGAAACGAGGUCUUAGUAGACAGAGUUUUCGAUACUGGCGGGUCCGGAUCUGUGUUGAGAUGAAAAAGCCGCUCAUGGACAGUGUUGCACAAGACCUGGAGCAGUGUUUUGCGAUGGAAGAGGCGAGUAUUGGUCCGAGUGAUCGAGAUGCACUUGAGUAUAUGCUCACUAGUGAGUCAAUUAAGACGAAGGCAGAGGAGGAUAUGCGGAGAUUAUUGGGAGUGGAGCAGCAGAGGUGGGAAGAUGUCAAAAGACAUUGGAUUAUGUAG
Molecule: messenger RNA, 1545 nt
Organism: Lithohypha guttulata
Lineage: Eukaryota; Fungi; Ascomycota; Eurotiomycetes; Chaetothyriales; Trichomeriaceae
Exons: 2
Coding region: 1-1545 (514 amino acids)
Cellular component (GO): nucleus
Molecular function (GO): protein binding
Source: RefSeq, a predicted model, not a curated record